AUGGAGGGCUGGCUGGGCAGGUGGAGGCUCCCGGCGCUGAGCGCCCGGCAGCGCGGCUGCUGGCCCCGGCACGGCUGCCGGCCCCGGCACGGCGCCGCGGGCAGGGCCAGGCGGCUGCUGCUCUCGCAGCUUUUCCAGCCCCUCAACCUGCAGGCGGGCGGCGAGGCGGGGUGGGACGGCAGGGCCGGGGAGCCCGCCUGCCGGAGCCAGAGGCUGAUGCUGCAGGCGGGGCUCAUCCACCCCUCCAGCCCCGGCUGCUACUACUACCUGCCGCCCGCCGUCCGCGCCAUGGAGAAGCUCGUCCGGGCGAUGGACGAGGAGAUGCAGGCCCUGGGGGGGCAGAAGCUGAACAUGCCCAGCCUGAGCUCGGCCGAGCUGUGGCGGGCCAGCGGCCGCUGGGACCGGAUGGGGCCGGAGCUCUUCCGGCUGGCGGACCGGCACGGCAAGGGCUACUGCCUGGGCCCCACGCACGAGGAGGCCGUGACGGAGCUGGUGGCCGCUCAGAGCAACCUGUCCUACAAGCAGCUCCCGCUGCGCCUCUACCAGAUAACCAGGAAGUUUCGGGACGAGCCCAAGCCCCGCUUCGGCUUGCUGCGCAGCCGGGAGUUUUACAUGAAGGACAUGUACACCUUCGACACCUCCGAAGAGGCGGCUCGGCAGACGUACGACCUGGUGUGCGACGCCUACCGCAGCCUCUUCGACCGCCUGGGCCUUCCCUUCGUCAGAGUGCGGGCGGCCACAGGGAGCAUCGGCGGCACCAUGUCCCACGAGUUCCAGCUCCCGGCGGACAUCGGCGAGGACAGGCUGGUGCUGUGCCCUGCCGGACAUUUUGCGGCCAACGUGGAAACGCUAAAUGGGGAGCAAACGUCUUGCCCCACAUGCGGAGAAAAACUCACCCAGACCAAAGGGAUCGAAGUGGGGCACACGUUUUACCUGGGCACCAAGUACUCCUCCGUCUCCAACGCUGUUUUCUACUCCCCCGAGAACAAACCCCAGCUGGCAGAAAUGGGUUGCUACGGCCUGGGUGUUACUCGCAUCCUGGCGGCCUCCAUCGAGGUGCUCUCUACAGAGGACAGCAUCCGUUGGCCAAGCCUCAUCGCACCCUACCAGCUCUGCUUCAUUCCUCCCAAGAGAGGCAGCAAGGAGGAGGAGGAGGAGGGAGCUGCACUGCUGGAGCGGGUGUACGAUGACCUUGCCGAAGCGCUGCCCCACCUCGCCAGCGACUCGGUGCUGGAUGACAGGACACAGCUGACCAUCGGCAAAAGGCUAAAGGAUGCCAACAAGCUGGGUUAUCCCUACGUGGUCAUAGCCGGGAAGAGGGUUUGCGAGGACCCCCCAGUCUUUGAGGUCUGGAGUCAGAACGCUGGCGAGGUUUUGUUCCUCACCAAGGAAGGUGUCAUUGAGUUGCUGAGUAAAGUGCAGGUCCCUUAA
Molecule: messenger RNA, 1431 nt
Organism: Gavia stellata (red-throated loon)
Lineage: Eukaryota; Metazoa; Chordata; Aves; Gaviiformes; Gaviidae
Gene: PARS2
Product: prolyl-tRNA synthetase 2, mitochondrial
Exons: 1
Coding region: 1-1431 (476 amino acids)
Biological process (GO): prolyl-tRNA aminoacylation
Cellular component (GO): cytoplasm; mitochondrion
Molecular function (GO): ATP binding; proline-tRNA ligase activity
Source: RefSeq, a predicted model, not a curated record